Calliphora vicina (urban bluebottle blowfly) is the source of this 1032-nucleotide messenger RNA. It is a transcript of the gene Ssk, whose product is annotated as Snakeskin. Gene Ontology annotation, biological process: septate junction assembly. Bases 109 to 597 code for a protein of 162 amino acids. The record is from RefSeq and is a predicted model, not a curated record. Lineage: Eukaryota; Metazoa; Arthropoda; Insecta; Diptera; Calliphoridae. The transcript has 3 exons. Gene Ontology annotation, cellular component: plasma membrane.
AGAACCUGAGCUUUAUUUUGGGAAAAGAAGUUUUUUUUAAACAAAAAUAAAACAAAUUUGAAAGAAUAUUUUAAUAAAUUAAACAAAAAAAGAAAACUCAACGAAAACAUGGUGUCUGUAGAAACAAUUGGCUCAAUAUUUAUCAAGGCCUUGAAAUUGGUCCUCAAUUUAAUCAUUCUUAUACUUUAUCGCAUUGGUGAUGGCGGUGAAUUCUUGGGGGUUGGCGGCACUUGGAAUCUAAAUGAGGAGAAGAGUGCAGAUUGUGAAAUAGUAGCAUCUGGAGUAAUGGUGGGCUUUUUCAUUUACACCGGCUGUCAUACUAUUGCCUAUUUGUUUGGCACCACCAAACACAAGAGAGAAUUAUCCGACACCAUUAUGAAUGUGGUGGGCACCUUCAUGUGGAUAGCUGUAGGCGGUACUGCUUUGCACUACUGGAAGGGUUACAUGAAGGACAAUGAUUUCUUGUAUGUGGCCUCUGAGAGACAAGUUGGCAUUGCCAUGGGUGCUUUGUGUGUUAUAGAGGGUGCCUUGUAUCUAUUGGAUACGGUAUUGGCCUGCAUACAUUAUUCCAAGGGAGAUUCCGAUUAUGUGCAAUAAAUGAACAAAUUUAGAAGAUGAGAGGAGUGCAGAGAGACAGAGAGAAGGAGGAGGAGGGAACAUCAUGUUUAGAACAGCAACAAACGAAUAUAAACUAUUUUUUUUUUCAUAUAAUUUUUACAACAUAAGUUCAAAUUAGUUUUAAAAUAAUUUUGCCCGUUAGUUUUUUCAUUAAAAAUCUAAACAAAAAAGAAAAUUUUUAAAUAAUUGUACAAAAAAUCAAUAAGAUUUUUAAUUGAAAAUUAAAUCAAAGAGAUUUUUUUUAAAUAUUUUUAAAUUAAAACACCACAAAAAUUGUCACUGGCAUUUUUAUUUAUGAACAUUUUAUGAAAUUUCAACUCCCAGCAAUCAUUUACAUAUUUUUAAUAUAUUUUGUUUAAAUUACUAUCACCUUAUUAUUUUCUAUAACAAUAAAGAUUUUUUUAGUUAAAAAAA